This is a messenger RNA of Syngnathus typhle (broad-nosed pipefish), 1309 nucleotides long. It is a transcript of the gene ccdc97, whose product is annotated as coiled-coil domain containing 97. The coding region runs from base 197 to 1210 and encodes 337 amino acids. The transcript has 7 exons. The record is from RefSeq and is a predicted model, not a curated record. NCBI's taxonomy places the organism in Eukaryota, Metazoa, Chordata, Actinopteri, Syngnathiformes, Syngnathidae.
UAGUGACGGACCAAUAUGGCGGCGCGCCUUAACAGUCGCUAGUGUACAAUUUUCGAUCAAAUGACGUCCGAGCGAUUGCCGAUCAUGGUACAUAUUUAUGGUAACCAUUAGAAUUUGCGUCAGUGAUUAAACAUUAGCACAUCUACAAGUAACGCGCUUGUAUUAACUUCGUGUCGUUACAACGGACACUUGAGCAAUGUGGGGUGAAAUUACCGAACCUCGCGUUAAAAUACGACCCAGGACGUCUGAUAAGACCGUUAGGGACGACCAGUGCACAGUACCCGAGGACCUGGUGAUCCUGCCUCCUGUUGCCUACAUUGACCAUCAAAAACCACCACAGGAUACCCAGGAGUUCCAAGAUGUCCCCGCUGAAGUCCACACCAUGUUGGAGGCUGUCGUCGCCAGUGGAAGCCAAGUGAAGAGCCAGCAAAUAGGAGAUGAUGAACUGACAACGGAGGAGCGAAGAACGGAGCUACUACAUCAGUACAGGAGCAAAGCGCUGGUCUUCCUGGAGCGCUACCAUAGAAGCUUGAAGCCCGAGCAUUUGGCAGCUUUUUCCCACGUCAGCACCGACCCACGGGCUCAACAUUACAGUGAAGUGAUUCAGAAGCAAGCAGCAGGAAGAGCCCGCAAGACACAAGUUCGAAACCAGCGCUACGCCGCACUCAGGGCCCUGCAGAAAGAGGGUCAGUACUUCAGUGAAGAACAAAUGCGAACGAGGGAGCCGCUGCUGUAUGAGCAAUACAUUGGACAGUACCUAACUGACGAUGAGGUGAUAGAGCGCUCCCAAGAGGCCAUGUUGGGUGGUGCACAGCAAAGACCGGCCACAUCAGGGGGAGCCGCCACAGGAGGGCUGUCAGACCUCCUCCUCAACUCCUACCAGGAGCGGCUCAUCCAGUGUCGUCUGCAGGAAGAGCAGGAUAGAGAGGAGGGUGCACGGGAGGAGGACGAGGAGCUGGAGGAGGAAGAGGAGGAGGAUGAAGAAGACCGAGUCCAAGAAAAGACCUCUGAGGAGAAAGCGCUUCUUCGGGAGGAGUUCAUCAGUCAGAUGCACCAACGCUUCCUUGAUGGCAAAGACACAGACUUCAACUACAGCGAAGUGGACGAGAACCCUGAUUAUGACAACCUUGACAUUGUCAACAGAGAUGCAGAGGAAAAGUAUUUUGAUGAAGAUGAUGAGGAAGAAGAUGAGGAAGUUAUGACAGAAUAGCCAGCACAGGGCCAUGAAAUCUUCACUGCUCUAUUCUUGUUAUGUUGCAACACAAUUGCUUUUACUUUUUUGUAAUAAAUCGUUUUUGGAAUACAUGAA